AUGUCGAGCUUGGCUAGAAGGAGGCAGACUAGUUUGCUCUUUGGCUCGAAGCGCUGGUGGGCGACGGGGUGCUGGGCGACGCGAGCCCAUCAAGAAGCUUAUUUGCGGAAGCUCUACGGGAGGAAAAACUCCCAGGCGAACGUCAACCCUGCCCUGGACCUCCAGGAGCCCGGGAGCUGGAUCUCAUCAGCGAGGCCGAACUCGGACGGGAAUUCCGCACCGGGAUGUUGCCUCGAAGACAUUAUAAGAGGCGAAGACUCUGGGGUAGGUGGGGGAGGGACGGAAAUAUCCGGGGCCUCGGUAUUAGCCAGUCCCCGAGCCAGUCCCACGGAAAAAUGUGUUCAAUUUCUUACCGGUGCGCGUGUCUGCGUUCCGCACGAUUACUUAAGCGAUUCACUCAAUCAUGAACAAAGGCAGAAUCCCCGAGUAGUCUCUAGGUGCACUGAAUUCAACGAUUACCAUGGUAAUGGUGUUGUUAACUGCGGGUAUCAGGAUGAGAAGGUGUGCAGAAGCUGCAGAUGUCCGCGGGAGGAUCACCACCGAACGAGUAUCAAGUCAACGGACUCAUCGAUGGCAAUGGCAAUGGCAUUUCAAAACACCAGUACAUCCUCUCCGAGCGGCGGAGGUAUUCCUCCUCAUCAAGAACCGUUUAAGAGCCCCAUCGAGGCACCACCUGCGCUCCAAGACCCUCUUAUACAUCACCAUCAGCGACUUUCUCAGAGUGAUGACGAUAGCGGUUGCGCGCUUGAAGAAUACACGUGGGUCCCGCCGGGCCUCAGACCCGACCAGGUUCAUUUGUACUUCAGUUCACUACCGGAGGAGAAGAUUCCUUACGUCGGGAGCGCGGGGGAAAGGGAGCGAGUGAAGCAGCUGCUACAGCAGUUGCCGCCUCAUGAUAACGAGGCGCGAUACUGCAGUGGCCUCAGUGAGGAGGAAAAACGAGAGCUUCGCGUGUUUGCUGCUCAGAGGAAACGUGAGGCCCUUGGUCGAGGACAUGCGAGUCAAGUAGAACGACCUCACGGUACCGAUUGUCGUGAAUGCAACAGGGCAAUCACCGCCGGGGAAAUGGCCAUCGGAGCCAGCAGAGCUGGGCCCACCGCGCUUUGGCACCCCGCCUGCUUCAUUUGCUGCAUUUGUAAGCAAUUGCUCGUUGAUCUUAUUUACUUUUGGCGGGAGGGCAGGCUCUAUUGCGGAAGACACCACGCUGAAACUCUCAAGCCAAGAUGCUGCGCUUGCGAUGAAAUUAUUCUCGCGGAUGAGUGCACCGAGGCCGAGGGGAGAGCCUGGCACAUGAGACACUUUGCGUGUCUUGAGUGCGAUCGACAGCUUGGUGGCCAACGAUACGUAAUGCGAGAAGGACGACCGUACUGUCUGCAUUGUUUCGACGCGUCUUUCGCGGAAUAUUGUGACAGCUGCGGCGAGCCAAUCGGAGUAGACCAGGGUCAAAUGUCGCACGAGGGUCAACACUGGCACGCUACCGAGGCGUGUUUUUGCUGCGCUACCUGCCGAACGUCUCUUCUUGGGCGACCUUUUCUUCCGCGAAGAGGCGCAAUUUAUUGCAGCAUCGCCUGCAGCAAGGGUGAGCCACCUACGACCCCAAGCGACUCGUCAGCCGGGCCUCCAAUAGCUCCGCCGCCUCCUUCAUUUCCCAAACAAAACAGGAAACUGCCUCCGCCGACGCCGAGUGAGGGAUCUUCUAGCCCGCCACUAUCAACAACGAGGCAUCAUACCAUUGCACAUACCUCUGGCUCAGCUAGAAAUUCUCCUAGAGUAUCAAGAAAACAUUACCAAGGCUCUACGUCACUUGCAACAACUCCCACGCAGAUUUCUACCUUUGAUUUUACUUGUGAAAGCCUUCCAAAUGCUGGGUCACGAUCUGCUGGCUUGGACAGAGUUAUUUUAGAACGUAAUCUUGAAAGGCUUUUACAAGAGCGUAAUACUCACACGGAAGAAACAAAUCCGAGUGAACUUGGAAGGCUAAUGCAAGCAAGAGAUCGUGAACCAUUACGAUGUAUACAAAACUCAACGCCAACUCAUGCGUCAAGUAUGCCAGAGCUACCUCCACCUCCUCAUCUAUUAACUCAACAUUCGACGACGAUUUCACCACAAACGCCUCCACCGCCGUCGCCACCGCCUCUCCCUCAUUUAAUACCAAACAUCUCAACUGACAGCACGGACCUUUGUGGUAAUCCUGCUCCAAUAACAGACCCACCCACACCCACAUCCAGGCGAGUUAGAUUCGAAGGAGACGAAGCCCAAGCUCUGUCUACGUCUACGAUGCCACUCACAAACAACCCCUGCUCAUCAUCUUCGCCGUCUAAACUUCAUGUUCCUCGUUCGUCUAGUAGCUCAGACGAAGCAACAGCCUACGCGUUACCACCAAGAAGAGCGUACGGUGGUGUGAGAAUAUCUUACGUACCUAACGAUGCAGUAGCAUGUGCAAAAAGACGCGGACAAAAUCUAUCACAGUCUCAAAAAGAAGCUGACAAAUGUAUUUUAUCUUGA
Messenger RNA from Cotesia congregata, 2505 nucleotides. NCBI's taxonomy places the organism in Eukaryota, Metazoa, Arthropoda, Insecta, Hymenoptera, Braconidae. The record is from the annotation of a GenBank genome assembly.